GGGGACGUGCAGAACUGUUUUACCCACAUUUUUCGUAACGUAGCAUGUAUGUACCAGUACAGAUCCCGUUGUUGUUACGCUCGGCAUCGUAUUUCAUCAGAUGGACAAUGAUGCCAUCAACAGACCAGGGAGGGCCCGACCAAUCCGAAAGUGGGAGUGCUGAUUCCUGCGAUCCCAUUGGCCGCUGUGGCUCUGAGCAGACAGUAGGAGCAUGUGAGGUGGGUCUCUGUGCAUGCUCAGUUUUGGCACACAGCACAAGAGGAUAUUACACAGAGAGAGAGAGAGACAGAGGCAGAGGCAGGGACAAGGACAGUAGCAACAGUAGCACUUUUAGCUCAUGGUAAACUCGUCAAGCUCUUCUGAACACAAUGGUUGUUCCAGAUUCAGAGGACAAAGUGUACUACCCGCCUUUACAUCUACAACGGGAUGCUCACGUUCCAGAUUUUAACACUUACUUGGCACGCUACAAGAAGUCUAUCGAGAAUCCAGAAGCUUUUUGGAAAGAUGUAGCCGAUGAGUUCUUCUGGAAGAAACCCGCCACGGGACCAGCGCUUCAGUACAACUUUGACGUGACAAAAGGAAACGUCUUUGUCAAAUGUUUGGAGGGUGCGAAGACAAAUAUAUGUUACAACAUCGUGGACCGGCACGUCAAAGAGGGAAACCUGGGAGAGAAGGUGGCCUAUUACUGGGAGGGUAACUCUCCAGACCAUCACUCAGAGAUCACCUACAGUCAACUGCUGAGCCAGGUCUGCAGAUGUGCCAAUGUGCUCAAGAAACUGGGCGUGCAGAAGGGAGACCGAGUGUCCAUCUACCUCCCCAUGGUCCCAGAGCUCGUCUACUCCAUGUUGGCCUGCGCGAGGAUCGGGGCUGUACACUCUGUCGUGUUUGCAGGUUUCUCCUCCGAGUCUCUGUGUGAGAGGAUUGUAGAUGCCCAGAGUUCUGUCCUGAUCACAGCAGAUGGAGUGUAUCGAGGAGAGAAGUUGAUAAACCUAAAGCAGAUUGCGGAUGAAGCUCUUGAGAAAUGCAAAGAGAGGGACUGUUCCAGUGUGGCCAAGUGUCUGGUGGUUAAACAUCAGGCUCUGAGGACCAAGAGCGGAGCUGCCUGCAACAAACUACAGACGCCCUGGGACCCGUCAUGUGACGUGUGGUGGGACGAGGUGAUGAGGGACAGCUCUGACCAGUGUGAGCCUGAGUGGAUGGAGUCAGAAGAGCCUCUGUUUAUCCUCUACACCAGCGGCUCCACAGGAAAACCCAAGGGCGUCCUCCACACAGUAGCCGGGUACCUCUUGUACACGUAUCUGACAUUUAAGUACGUUUUCGAUUAUCACCAUGGAGACGUGUUCUGGUGCACCGCGGACAUCGGCUGGAUCACUGGACACUCCUACAUCACCUACGGACCUCUGGCCAACGGAGCUACAAGUGUACUGUUUGAAGGAAUCCCCACCUAUCCUCACGUGGGAAGACUUUGGGAGAUCAUCCAAAAAUACAAAGUGACCAAGUUUUACACAGCCCCCACCGCCAUCCGCCUGCUCAUGAAGUACGGACGAGAGACGGUGCAAAAGUACGACCUGUCCAGUCUGCAGAUCCUGGGCUCUGUGGGGGAGCCCAUAAACCCUGAGGCCUGGCUCUGGUAUCACUCUGUGGUGGGACAGGCCCAGUGUCCUGUGGUGGACACCUUCUGGCAAACCGAGACUGGAGGUCACGUGCUCACUCCUCUUCCUGCAGCGACUCCUCUCAAACCGGGCUCUGCGACGUUCCCGUUCUUCGGAGUGGAGCCGACCAUUCUGAACGAGCACGGAGAGGAGCUGGAGGGAGAGGGCGAGGGGUAUCUGGUGUUCAGGAGGCCGUGGCCUGGGAUCAUGAGGACACUGUACAAAAACCAGGACAGAUUUGAAAGCACCUACUUCAAGAAAUUCCCAGGAUUCUACGUGACGGGGGACGGCUGCAGGAGAGACAAAGACGGAUAUUACUGGAUCACAGGAAGAAUCGACGACAUGCUCAACGUGUCAGGUCACCUGCUGAGUACCGCGGAGGUGGAGGGUGCCCUGACAGAGCACCCUGGGGUGGCAGAGGCGGCCGUGGUGGGGCGCCCUCAUAAGGUCAAAGGGGAGUGUCUGCACUGCUUCGUCUCUCUGAAGGGAACGUCUGAGUUUAACCACAGCCUGGUGCAGGAGCUCAAGACUCUGGUGAGAGAGAAAAUUGGACCAAUCGCUACACCAGAUUUCAUCCAGAACGCUCCAGCUCUGCCCAAAACACGCUCAGGUAAGAUCCUGAGGCGAGUUUUGAGGCAGGUCGCUCGUAACGACAGAGAUCUGGGAGACCUGUCCACUCUGGCCGAUCCUAAAGUCGUGGAACAACUGUUUCACCAGAGGAACGAAGGAGCAGCAUGAACGAAAGAGAAAAGAGAGAGGGAAGGAGAGAGGGAGAAAUCAGGGAAAAGAGGAGGCGUAUGAAUAUGCAGUGGUACAAAUGAAAGUUGUCAGUGAUGAGUGCACUACUUUUUCAAACCAAACAAGCUUUAUAUAUAACUGUAGGUGAAAUGUGAAACAGCACUACUAUACUGUAAAUACUCGAGUUUAAACGUGACUAACUGGCCAGGACAUGAAUGCUUUUACUUCUACACUUUUGACUCGAUGUUAUCACAAAAAAAUGGCGUUUAUAUUCCACUUGUACAUCUGUUUUGUGCGUAUCAUGAGAAUUAGUGGAGCUUUGUUUUUUAAGGAUUCUUGUCAUUUACAUGGUUGCUCCAGACAGAAAUGUGUUUUUUUUUGGGCCAAAUUUUAAAAACAGACCCCACUCACGAGAAUAUAGUUCUUUUGUUUGUAUUUUCUAGAAAAGAUAUGUAUAUUUUUUGAGUCUCUUUAUCAAAAUUAAAUUGUUGCACAUUGGA
This is a messenger RNA of Boleophthalmus pectinirostris (great blue-spotted mudskipper), 2890 nucleotides long. RefSeq names its product acyl-CoA synthetase short chain family member 2 like (gene acss2l). Lineage: Eukaryota; Metazoa; Chordata; Actinopteri; Gobiiformes; Gobiidae. The record is from RefSeq and is a predicted model, not a curated record. The transcript has 19 exons. Gene Ontology annotation, molecular function: acetyl-CoA synthetase activity; AMP binding. The coding region runs from base 369 to 2390 and encodes 673 amino acids.